Messenger RNA from Dictyostelium purpureum, 852 nucleotides. RefSeq lists its product as uncharacterized. The transcript is spliced from 2 exons. Bases 1 to 786 code for a protein of 261 amino acids. NCBI's taxonomy places the organism in Eukaryota, Evosea, Eumycetozoa, Dictyosteliales, Dictyosteliaceae. The record is from RefSeq and is a predicted model, not a curated record.
AUGAAAGAAAAAGAAAUUUCCGAAGAUGAAUAUAAAUAUAUAAAUUUAUAUAAAAUUCCACAUAUUAUAUUUUUUUCAUUGUUGGUUUUAUCAUGGAUUUUAUUAAUAGUUACAUUUUCAGGAACCACUUAUUGGUAUAAAUAUGAAAAUUCAAAUACAAAUACAACAGUACAAUGGCGUUUUACAGAGGUCAAAAUCGAAAAUACUACAAAUAAAGAAAACUAUAAAGCAAAAUACACAAAGUAUGGCAGUAAUGAAUCAUCAUUAUUUAGAGCAUGUAUAGCAUUUACAAUUCUAUCAUUUAUUAUUGUAAAUUUAGUGUUGAUUGGUUUCCUAUUUCAAAUACUACAAAGAUAUAUUUAUGGUAAAUGGUUGAUCGUCGCAAUGAGAUUUUUACCAUUAAUAGCAUUUUUAUUUGCCCUCCUCUCGAUUCUAAUUGCAUUGGGCUUUAAUAAAGCCUACGAAAAAGAUUGCGACAAAUCAUCAACCUGUUUUACAGCAAUAUUCAAGGGCAACUUUAAAGGAAGUAACAACAGUGGGGAAUCUUGGGGACCUGGCGUAGGAUGGAUUACAAGUUUGAUUGGAACUUGUUUUUUAUUUGCAGCUGCUGGAAUUUCAAUUUAUAUCAACAAAGAUUUUAUUCCAAAGUUUAGACAAUACAAUAAUGAUUUAAAUGAAAUAAAUAAUAGCUCAAGCUCAAGCACAACUACCAUAUCCGCCAAUAAUAAUAGUAGUAACAACAAUAAUAAUAAUAAUAAUAAUUCGUCAAUUCAUGUAUUACCAUAAAAAUAAAAAUAAAAAUAAAAAUAAAAAUAAAAUAAAAAUAGUACUUCCAAAAAUGUAUAUAUAAAU